This is a messenger RNA of Oncorhynchus nerka (sockeye salmon), 2698 nucleotides long. It is a transcript of the gene ggt1b, whose product is annotated as gamma-glutamyltransferase 1b. The coding region runs from base 92 to 1813 and encodes 573 amino acids. Gene Ontology annotation, molecular function: glutathione gamma-glutamate hydrolase. The record is from RefSeq and is a predicted model, not a curated record. The transcript is spliced from 13 exons. Gene Ontology annotation, biological process: glutathione catabolic process; regulation of immune system process; peptide modification. NCBI's taxonomy places the organism in Eukaryota, Metazoa, Chordata, Actinopteri, Salmoniformes, Salmonidae. Gene Ontology annotation, cellular component: plasma membrane.
GGUGCUAUGUACUGCUCAAACUUGCUCAGAGGACUGUGAGAAACCCACUGGCAACCAGUCUGUUCCAGAGGCCUGAGAGACACCAAGAAAGAUGGUCCAUAAGUCCAUAGUGGUGGGUCUGGUGGUGCUGCUGGUGGCUGCCGUGAGCACCUUCGUGGGUGUGUUCUUUGGGCUGGGGAGCAGGUCGACCUCAAAUGACCAUUCCUACUCCAGGGCUGCCGUGGCAGCUGAUGCUGGCCCAUGCUCAGAAAUCGGCAGAGACACAUUGAAAAAAGGUGGCUCUGCAGUGGAUGCAUCUAUUGCUGCCUUGCUGUGUGUUGGGCUGAUGAACGCCCACAGCAUGGGCAUUGGUGGAGGACUCUUCUUCACUAUCUAUGAUGCCAAAACUGGAAAGGUAGAGACCAUUGAUUCCAGGGAGACGGCUCCCGCCACCGCGACAGAGGACAUGUUUGGGAAUAGCUCUCAGUUAGCCAAGAAAGGAGGGUUGUCCAUUGCCAUACCAGGGGAGAUCCGUGGGUACGAGCUGGCACACGAUCGCCAUGGAAAAUUGCCAUGGAGAGAGCUGUUCCAGCCUGCAAUCCAGUUGGCACGGAAGGGCUUUCCUUUGGGCAGGGCAUUGGCCACUGCUAUCGCCAAGAACAGAAAAACCAUCACUAGUGACACAGCUUUAUGUGAGGUGUUUUGUGACAAAAAUGGUGCCAUCCUGAAGGAAAACGACACCAUCACCUUUACUAAACUUGCUGACACCUAUGAAACAAUAGCAAAUAAGGGGCCUAAUGCUUUUUACGAGGGCCCACUGGCAGAGAACCUUGUGAGGGACAUUCAGUCAGCAGAUGGUAUCAUCACACUGGACGACCUAAAGAACUACAAGCCUUUUUUGGAUGAGAGUCCUCUCAAUUCUAAUGUGGGGGAGUACAUCAUGUAUGUGCCCAACGCCCCAGCCAGUGGCCCUGUCCUGUCCCUCAUGCUCAACAUCCUGGAUGGAUACAACUUCACCUCAGACAGUGUCUCCAGCACUGAGAAGAAGAUCCUCACGUACCACCGCAUGGUUGAGGCCUUCCGAUUUGCUUACGCCAAGCGAAGCAUGCUGGGAGAUCCAAACUUCCUCAAUAUCUCUGAUCUCAUCCGCAACAUGACCUCAGACUACUUUGCCGAUGCCCUCCGUCAGAAGAUUACAGAUGAUACCACCCAUCACAUGAACUACUAUGAGCCAGAGUACUUUGUCCCCGAGAACCACGGGACAGCACAUCUGUCUGUGGUGGCAGAGGACGGGAGUGCAGUGGCAGCCACCAGCACCAUCAAUCAAUUUUUUGGCUCCAAAGUCAUGUCACAAUCUACAGGAAUCCUCCUCAACAAUGAGAUGGAUGACUUCAGCUCCCCUCUCAUCACCAAUGGCUUUGGAGUGCCUCCUUCACCAAACAACUUCAUCAGACCAGGUAAGAGGCCCUUGUCUUCUAUGUGUCCAGCCAUUCUCUUUGACAAGAGGAGCAACAAUGUCAAGAUGGUGGUGGGGGGCUCAGGAGGAACAAAGAUCACCACGGCAACUGCCACGGUGAUUCUCAACACGCUGUAUUUUAACUACGACCUGAAGAAAGCUGUGGCAGAUCCUAGAAUCCACAACCAGCUGAGUCCUAACACCACACUGGGAGAGCCCGGGUUUGACGAGAUGGUGAUGGCAGGUCUGGCUUUGAAGAACCAUGAGACAGAGUUCCUGACAGCCGCAGGGGCUGUGGUUCAGGCAGUGGUGCGCCAGGGAGACCGGCUCCAUGCUGAAUCCGACCCCAGGAAAUGGAGCUACGCUGCUGGGUACUGAGACCAACCACAGACCCCUGCUCCCACGAACUGAGGCAAACCACACACCUCUGCUCCCACAGACAGGCUGGCUGAUUGGGCUUCUGAUUCAGAUGAAAGCCACCUCUACAAUAAGGCUGUGACAAUACCAGUAUUGCAAUAUUUUUUCCAUGGCAAAAAUGAAUACAUGAAGCAGAUCUCUCUUUGGUCCUUUACAAACCUGCUGUACUGUUUGUAAAAUAUUGUUGUAGAUAGAAAACAUAUACAUCGGACUCUGGAUGACAACAUAAUGAUAUUUGUUUCCAACAUUAGGGCUGUUUUCCUGAAGAAGUUAAUCCGCUUCGUGAUACUGGUAUCGUCCUGGCCCUACUCUAUAGACUAUAUUACAAACCAAGAGAAAAACAUUCAGAUUCCUGUCAUCUCAGCAAAGACCUACAACCUACAGUAUGACCUUAUUCCUUUCUUCUUCAAAGUAACUGUGCCAACACUAUAUCAAUGUUUUUUUUCACUGCAAUCUUUCAUGGAUUUUCAGUCAGGAUUUUCAUUUUGAGAUAAUAGAUUAUUAUAAUCACUGUUUGCCUUAAACCAAAUAUUAUAUUCUGUAAAAAAAUGUUUUUAUUUUAUUUGUGUUGCUUUGAGAAGAUUCAAGAUUAAUAAUUCACAAGCCAUUCCCAUAUAACAGUUUUAUGAUGUAAUGUUAACAAGACUGCAACAAUCUUAUAAGCAUUGACCAACAAUGAAAACACAGGAAGACAGAAACAAAGUUUAAAAUAAUAACAGAGGGCUUACUUCAUGGUUCAAUUGUUCUCAUGAUACGACUGCAAAGUGCAAUGUUUGUUUGCCAUUUGUUAAUUUAUGUUGGUAAAAUACACCAUGUAGGCUAUACUAAUAAAUAGAUUCACCCACA